GGACACUGCAGUGAAAGUCCGGAGAAGCGGUUUCCUGUGCAGUGAGUGAGGCACCGCUACAGGUCUGUGCUGGUCCUGGCAGGAUGACAGUUCUCAAGGCUCUUUAACUGCGGGUCAGUGAGCGACCCAUUCUGAUAGAAAAUUGGAUUAGAACAGCGAGCGCAGUUUAAGAAACGGGUUUAAGACGGACUCCUCCUCCGUCACGCCACCCUUCCCUCGAGACCGUCGGGUGUUUGACCUCUCGCUCAGGUUCUUCUGUAUUAUUAUUAUUCCUCCUCGCGCCAGCAAUAUAUCCCGUUCAGUAAUUCGACCAGACGCUGCGGACAUGUCAACAUCCAGCGAAUGCAGCUUCAGCUAUGAAGAGUACAAAGAAACAGCAGACUGGCUUCUUGCUAAUACAGAUAUCAGGCCCAAAGUGGCAAUAAUCUGUGGUUCGGGACUCGGCGGAUUGGCUGACCUGCUGGACAACAAGCAAGUGUUUCCUUAUGACAAAAUCCCACGCUUUCCACACAGCACAGUGCAAGGACAUAAAGGUCAGCUGGUGUUUGGAGAGCUGAAUGGGAAGCAGUGUGUUUGCAUGCAAGGCCGUUUCCAUUUUUAUGAGGGCUAUAACGUUGCUACGGUCACAUAUCCAGUAAGAGUGUUUUUCCUUCUUGGGAUUGAGACUCUGAUUGUGACCAAUGCUGCUGGAGGACUCAAUCCUAAAUUUAAAGUGGGUGACAUCAUGGUUAUCAAAGACCAUAUCAAUAUGCCAGGCUUUGCAGGCCAGAAUCCCCUGUGUGGACGCAAUGAGGAAAGAUUUGGAGUGCGCUUCCCCUGCAUGUCUGAUGCUUAUGACCGAGAUUUGGCACAGCUGGUCCGGAAAACUGCCAAAGAACUGGGCUGUGACUCCUUCCUCCAGGAGGGCGUUUACUGUAUGUUGGCUGGACCGUCCUAUGAGACCAUUGCAGAAUGCAGAGUUCUACAGAUGCUUGGUGCGGAUGCUGUGGGCAUGAGUACCGUUCCAGAAGUGGUGAUCGCUCGACACUGUGGGAUCCGUGUGUUUGGACUCUCUCUUAUUACCAACAAAGUAGUGACCGACUACGACAGCAAGGAACGCGCCAAUCACGAAGAAGUCCUGGAAACCACCCGAAUGCGAACUGAAGACCUGCAAAGGAUAGUCAGCAAUGUAGUGAGAAAAAUGUAGCAAAAACAAUGAUUGACCUCAAAUACUGCUGCUGAUUUAAACGCACUGAUUUUCACCAAGACAGCUUAACAAUGUAGAAUGCAUACAGUAUACUUCUUUACGCUUCUCACAUAUCUUAUUCAGGGUAACUUUAUGAACUUUCCAGUGCCUCAAAAUUUAGGCUAGGUUCAUUUUGUUUACUUUUAAUGUUGAUCACACUGCUGUAAACACCGUGGUACUAACACAUCACUGUGAGACUAGGUAUUAAUAUCACAUGUAUACUGUAUAAUGCAUUCGCUUCCUUCCUAAAAUGAAUGUUAAGAACAAAUGAAGUUGCAGCAUUACAUAA
Messenger RNA from Danio aesculapii, 1514 nucleotides. It is a transcript of the gene pnp6, whose product is annotated as purine nucleoside phosphorylase 6. Gene Ontology annotation, biological process: nucleoside metabolic process. The transcript is spliced from 6 exons. Gene Ontology annotation, molecular function: purine-nucleoside phosphorylase activity. The coding region runs from base 326 to 1186 and encodes 286 amino acids. Gene Ontology annotation, cellular component: cytoplasm. The record is from RefSeq and is a predicted model, not a curated record. Lineage: Eukaryota; Metazoa; Chordata; Actinopteri; Cypriniformes; Danionidae.